This is a messenger RNA of Egretta garzetta (little egret), 954 nucleotides long. RefSeq names its product olfactory receptor 14A16. The record is from RefSeq and is a predicted model, not a curated record. Gene Ontology annotation, biological process: G protein-coupled receptor signaling pathway. Gene Ontology annotation, molecular function: G protein-coupled receptor activity; olfactory receptor activity. Lineage: Eukaryota; Metazoa; Chordata; Aves; Pelecaniformes; Ardeidae. Gene Ontology annotation, cellular component: membrane. The transcript has a single exon. Bases 1 to 954 code for a protein of 317 amino acids.
AUGUCCAACGCAAGCUCCAGCACCCAGUUUCUCCUCCUGGCAUUUGCAGACACACGGGAGCUGCAGCUCUUGCACUUCUGGCUCUUCCUGGGCAUCUACCUGGCUGCCCUCCUGGGCAAUGGUCUCAUCAUCACUGUUGUAGCCUGUGACCACCACCUCCACACCCCCAUGUACUUCUUCCUCCUCAACCUCUCCCUCCUUGACCUGGGCUCCAUUUCCACUACUCUCCCCAAAUCCAUGGCCAGUUCUGCCAGGGCCAUCUCCUUCUCAGGAUGCGCUGCCCAGGUUUUUUUCUUUCUCUUUUUGAUGUCAGCAGAGUUUUAUUUUCUCACCAUCAUGGCCUAUGACCGCUACGUUGCCAUCUGCAAACCCCUGCACUAUGGGACCCUGCUGGGCAGCAGAGCUUGUGCCCACAUGGCAGCAGCUGCCUGGGGCAGUGCUUUCCUCUAUGCCUUAGUGCACACUGCCAAUACAUUUUCACUACCCCGCUGCCAAGGCAAUGCUGUGGACCAGUUCUUUUGUGAACUUCCCCAGAUCCUCAAGCUCUUCUGCUCAGAAUCCUACCUCAGGGAAGUUGUGCUUCUUGUGUUUAGUGCCUAUUUAGGCUUUGGGUGUUUUGUUUUCAUUGUGAUGUCCUAUGUGCAGAUCUUUAGGGCUGUGCUGAGGAACCCCUCUCAGCAGGGAUGGCACAAAGCCUUUUCCACAUGCCUCCCUCACCUGGCUGUGGUCUCCCUGUUUGUCAGCACUGCCAUGAUUGCCUACUUGAAGUCCCCCUCCAUCUCCUCCCCAUCCUUGGAUCUGGUGCUGGCAGUGCUGUACUCGGUGGUGCCUCCAGCAGUGAACCCCCUCAUUUACAGCAUGAGGAACCAGGAGCUCCAGGAUGCAGUCUGUAAACUGAUAACUGGAUGGUUUUCUGAAGCAAUAAAAUUCUUCUGCAUAGCAGCUGUAAUGUAA